GAGGAGGAGGAGGUGGUCGUGUUAUUGAACGGCCCGGGAAGUUGCGCUGCAGGGGUGGGACUUUGUUUCUGCAGUCGCUCGGUCGCGGCUGGUCGUGGACUCACACAGAAAUGCCUCUCACAGCAUCUUUGCACACUCCAGCACAGAGCAGCAGCAGCAGCAGGAGAAACAGAGCUCGCUCCUCCUCCUCCUCCUCCUUCACCUCCUCCUCUUCUUUCUUCACUCCUUAUCUUCAAUCCUCCCUCUGAACCGCCUGGAUGCGCUGAAACCGGAGCAGUGUGAAGGCUUUUUCUUCUCCCCCCUCUCCUCCUUUACCUUCUCCUCCUUCACCUCCUUUCUCCUCUCCCGGGAUACAGACUGGAGCAGCGCCGCUGUCAUUGGAUGGAGAGAGGCGUCUAAAGAAGGGAGAGUGGUGGAGUUGCUCUACCUCCUCCUUCUCCUCCACCUCCGUCCUUCUUGCUCCCUACUGCACCAAAAGAAAACUCCGGGCUGGCUGCAGCACCAUGUCCUCAGCUCAAAGUGAGGAUAUAUCAGGCUACCAUCUGAGUGUGGUGCGUAACCCACCCGGCUGGGAGGUGGGCAUAUAUCUGGUGGGCUUCUUCGUGCUGCUGGUUGUGGCUGGGCUCAACAUCUGGAAGCUGUGGAAAUCUGGAACAUUCCCCACACCCUCGCCCUUCCCCAACUUUGAUUACAGAUACCUGCAGGAAAAAUAUGGAAACUCCUUUUCAGAAGUCAGACAAAAGAGAGUGGCUGCGAACAACCACAGGCGGACUUCGACCGCCUAGCCGCCCAGCCUGGCCCUGGGUGACACCCCUGAUGUGUUCAGGGACCUGGGCCACCUGGAGCUGAUGAGCAGGGAACUGGACCCGACCGGCCUGGCCCAGCUGAACCGAUCCAUCUCCACGGCCUCUCUCAGCUCCAUCUCCUCCAUCGCCAACAACUUUGGCCACGACUUCACCGUGGGGCAGUUGGAGGUGACACUGGAGUUCGAAGCCUCCAGGCAGCCGGGGCAGGGAGUGGGACUGCUGCACAUCACCCUGCACCAGGGCAAAGACCUGCUGGAGAGGGAGGAGGGAGACUUCCCAGGCUGCUUCAUCAGAGUCUCGCUGGGGCCGGAGGAGCUGAAUGUUGGCGUCACGCGGGUCCAGACGAAUGCGUUUACAGUGAUUUUUGAUGAGCGAUUUUCUAUUCCGAUGGACAUUUCCUCACUGGACGAGUACAGCCUGCGCUUUGCUGCUUUUGGUAUAGAUGCUGACGAGAGAAACAUCAGCGCAGGAGUUGCCGAGCUGAAGCUGUCAGACCUGGACCUGACCAUCAGGCCAUUCAACGCUUGGCUCUACCUCCAGGAUGUCAACAAGGCUGUGGACGCAGUCGGGGAGAUUCUGCUGUCUCUUAGUUAUUUACCUACAGCGGAGCGCCUCACUGUGGUGGUGGCCAAGUGCAAGAAUCUAGUGUGGACCAAUGGAAAGAACACAGCAGAUCCUUUCGUCAAAGUUUAUCUGCUGCAAGACGGCAGGAAGAUAAGCAAGAAGAAGACCUCCACCAAAAGGGACGACACGAACCCCAUCUUCAACGAAGCCAUGAUCUUCUCUGUGCCCUCCAGUGUCCUGCAGGAACUCUCCUUAAGGGUGACAGUGGCUGAAUCCACAGACGACGGCCGGGGAGAGAACCUCGGUCAUGUGAUCAUUGGCCCAGAGGCCAGCGGGAUGGGCAUCACCCACUGGAACCAGAUGUUGGCCACCCUGAGGAAGCCUGUCUCCAUGUGGCACCCGCUGCGCAGGAUCUAGUUCAUUCUGGUCUGGUCCACGUCAGACCUGUUUUGAGUAAACACUCUACUCUUUGUGUUCUUGUUAGUUCUUUCCUAACUCUUGCGCUAAUCUAAAGCCCGGGUUAGGAAUUAAAAGUGUGGUCCAGAGGUGUGUGUGUGUGUGUGUGAUUGUGUGUGUGUGUUUAGUAAUAAAUUUGAGUCAACACUUUAUUACUAUUUAAAGGGAAAACAAGUGAAAAGGAAGUGUUUCGCUCUUAUUUGGCAUGUAUGUGACUGAACCUCACAUUUUAAUCCUGCCUUUAUCAUCUGGCUUCAUUUAGAUUUGGAUGUGACACGGUGGAUAUUUAAAAAAGGGCAGAAUGGCUGUUUUUUUUAUUUUUUUUAUCUGCUUCAGUCAGUGUGGUAGAAUUUGAACGAAGGCCAAUCCUUUAUCAAUGGUGUUGAUCAGAAACCCUGUUCUGGACUUUAGAGUUAGUAUUUAUCAAGAAGGAAACUGAACAACUCUCCUUUCUGCAUGGUGCCGACUCUGCUAGUAGCCUGUAAUAGUGGUGUAGAGAAUGAGAGACUGACUUGAAGGGGGCGAUGGCCGCUCUUUCAGGAAAACCCAGUUUGUUUUCAUCAAACUGGCCAUUGAUUUGGCCUACCCAGCUAAAAUGUGUUGGGUUUGCUCUGUUGGAUUUGACUGUGUACUUUGUAAACAGUGGGAAUGACAAAUAAAAGUGGUUUGGGUAAGUUUAGUAUUUAUUGUACUUUUAGGGUGGCGGGGGUGGGGGGAUCCAGGUACUCUAAUCCAGGUGACAUCCAUGUAAUUUGUAGCAGUAGUUACAGGGUGGCCAAAUCAGAUGUAAUUGUAAGCAUACGAAUGUUAUGUCACACACUUUUAUUUUUAACAAUGCAAUACUAGUUGCAUAAGCGUAUUUAACAGUGUAAAUAGUGUCAUUCACCACAGUCUGUCAUUUUCUCUGAAGACUUGCAAUUUUUGCAAUUUUUUCGUUAUCUGAUAGUUCAUUGACUUUCAAACCAACUUCAGUGUUGUUGCUGAUUACAGAAAUGUUAUAAAAACACCUCUGGGAAAUCUAACUUGUGAUGUAAUAUACAGUAUAUAUAUUUACCCCUUAAAGGGUUCUUUAUUCUUUAUUUUAUG
Cynoglossus semilaevis (tongue sole) is the source of this 2912-nucleotide messenger RNA. It is a transcript of the gene syt12, whose product is annotated as synaptotagmin XII. Gene Ontology annotation, molecular function: SNARE binding; calcium-dependent phospholipid binding; clathrin binding. Lineage: Eukaryota; Metazoa; Chordata; Actinopteri; Pleuronectiformes; Cynoglossidae. Gene Ontology annotation, biological process: synaptic vesicle endocytosis; calcium ion-regulated exocytosis of neurotransmitter. Gene Ontology annotation, cellular component: plasma membrane; exocytic vesicle. The record is from RefSeq and is a predicted model, not a curated record.